This is a messenger RNA of Homalodisca vitripennis (glassy-winged sharpshooter), 384 nucleotides long. Its product is annotated as UPF0329 protein ECU05_1680/ECU11_0050-like. The transcript has a single exon. Lineage: Eukaryota; Metazoa; Arthropoda; Insecta; Hemiptera; Cicadellidae. The coding region runs from base 1 to 384 and encodes 127 amino acids. The record is from RefSeq and is a predicted model, not a curated record.
AUGGUACGUUCCUCAAAGCUAUCAGCAAAGGAAAAGUAUGAGAGACAGAAAGCAUUGACAAAGGAACGUCAGCGAAGGUAUAGAGAACGAAUGAGUGAAGAAAAGAAAGAAGAAAAGAGGAAGUAUGACAGAGAUCGUCUUGCUCGAUUGAAAGCAGAAAAUAAAAUAAAGAAAAUAUCAGACAUGACUCCUAGAGAACAAAGAAAAAUGCGAAAGUAUUGGAAAGAAAGAAAUCUUGUUAGAAGCCUGAAAAAGAAAUCACUGAAAGAAGUUACAGAUACUCCCCCAGCUUCUCCUUUACAGGACGUGAGAGAGGAAUCUGAACAAAAAGAAGAGGGCGCAAAAAAAUCCGAAGAGACAAAGCAAAGGCCUAUAGAACUAUAG